ACUCUGUGCUGGUUCUGCGCUGCGCCUCAUUCUCCAGUCUUGCGCCCCGAAUCGCCCUCGCCCUCGCUUGGCUCUCGGCUCGCUUCCUUCAGUCGUUUUGGAGGGGUGAAGGGUGCGUGCGUGCGUGCGUGCGUGGGAGGAACGUGGAACCAUUCACUUUUCCUUGAAGAACUUGCACGCUCGUGAUUUUGGUGUCGGUGUAGGCGUCGUCGCUGCUGCUGUUGCUGCGGUUGGCGGUCCUGUGAUUUUGCCGCCCGCGGUCGGUCGAGGGCGUGGUCGUCGUCGUUCUCGUCGUUGAUUCGGAUCUCCUGGUGAAUUCGCGGAGCAGAAUGGCUGCAACCUCAUGCCUCACGUCAGGUAUCCGAACGUUGACAGUGACCUCCAGAAUUGUUCAAGAACAAGGGCUUUCAGAGUACGCGAAAGUCUCGAACCUGUCGGUCCCAUUCAACAGAGGGAGCGUGAAUAUCUCUCAUUCGCUUGGUGCUGUGUCCAACACAAAAGGAUAUACCCGGAAGCAGUUAUUUGUCCGUGCAUCUACUAAUGGUCAUUCGAAUGGUGCCUCCUCUGAAGCUAAUGGUGCUACCGCCUCGCCGCCGUCAACUGAGGCAGCGUUAAUUUUGAUUCGACAUGGAGAGUCUCUUUGGAAUCAAAAGAAUUUGUUCACUGGAUGUGUGGAUGUGCCACUCUCUCAGCGAGGAGUAGAUGAGGCUCUUGAAGCUGGAAGACGUAUCUGUGACAUUCCCGUGGACAUAAUCUAUACGUCUGCGUUGAUCCGUGCUCAGAUGACAGCUAUGUUGGCGAUGACCCAACAUCGCAAGAAAAAGGUUCCAACCGUCCUUCACAAUGAGAGCGACAGGGCAACUGAAUGGAGUACUAUUUUCAGCGAGGAAACAAAGGAAGAAACUAUACCAGUUAUUACGGCUUGGGAGUUGAACGAGAGGAUGUACGGCGAAUUGCAGGGUUUGAACAAGAAAGAAACUGCAGACAAGUAUGGAGAUGAUCAGGUGAAAGUGUGGCGACGAAGCUAUGAUAUUCCUCCUCCCAAUGGCGAAAGUUUAGCUAUGUGUGCGGAACGAGCUGUAAAGUACUUCUCCGAGCAGGUGGAACCCCAACUCGCAGCAGGCAAAAAUGUGUUGAUAUCUGCACACGGGAAUUCUUUGCGCUCGAUUAUCAUGUAUCUGGACAAGCUCACCUCUCAGGAGGUUAUCGAACUUGAGCUGUCAACUGGCAUCCCCAUGCUUUACGUUGUUAAGAAAGGAAAAUUCCUUCGACGAGGAAGCCCAACAGGACCAAGUGUGCAAGGCGUAUAUGCACUUACUCGGAGUUUGGCCGCCUACAGGGACCAAUUAGAUAGAGCGGUUUAGGACUAGGACAGAUAAAACUGCCCAGAUCCAUAAUAGACUUUACAGGCCUCAAAUCUUUUGAAUGCCUCAAAUUGUAGACAAAUCUGGUUGUUUCGGGAAUCUGUGAUUAUUGACGGUGAACAGCUGUAGACAGGUUAAAUAAGCCAUGGGUAUUUGCCAUGGUACAACCGGACCACUGUAGACAGAAUCCCUUGGGACUACUUUCCGCUAUGUUAGAAGUAGGGUCCGUGGUUUUUCUUGGAUACAUGCAUUUCAGAGCACAAGUCUACGCUAGGGAGUCUCCAAUCCUUUUCAGCGGAUGCUGGGUUGAAUUUCUUCGAUGAUAGCGUCAGAUGAGAAUAUUCUAGCUCCAUCAAUUCGGCGAAUUUUCAGUUUAUACAUCUGCAGCAGGAACAGUGGCAAUUCACCACCAUAGAUCUCACAACAAUCAUUCGACUUGUACUUUUAUUCAUAUGAAGUUGAGCUGACUAUGAGAGUACUCUCUCGGCCC
Molecule: messenger RNA, 1854 nt
Organism: Marchantia polymorpha subsp. ruderalis
Lineage: Eukaryota; Viridiplantae; Streptophyta; Marchantiopsida; Marchantiales; Marchantiaceae
Source: the annotation of a GenBank genome assembly